Molecule: messenger RNA, 1394 nt
Organism: Drosophila kikkawai
Lineage: Eukaryota; Metazoa; Arthropoda; Insecta; Diptera; Drosophilidae
Product: dynein regulatory complex protein 10
Source: RefSeq, a predicted model, not a curated record
CACUUCUCGAUCGAAAAGGGGGUUUGUUACCCAAAGCAACAACAUAGCAGACUGUCUUGUUUAUCCAUCAAAAAUAAUAAUACAUCAGCUCAGAGCUCCACAAGACCUUGAAUCGAGUACACACACAAAACACAUAAAAAAGCUGAAUAAAAAACAUAUUACAGACAUUCAAAAUCAAAUAUUUUAAAAGAAAAGGACUAAAGAAUUAUUAGAUAUAUAUAAUCCAGUAAAAGCUAAUACUAAAUAGAGGAUCCAUAUACCACAAGUCUUUCCCCAAAAUGGAUAAAUCCGCCGAGCGUAGGGCCCGUUUGGAGGGUGUGGAAAGAGUACUCAAGUUAUCCCAGGAGCGUAUAAAAAUAGCCAUGAUUAUACCCAAACUCUUGGCUAACGCUGAUAACCUAAAGAGCGUCUUAAAAAACACCUGCUAUGAGGAGAUAUUGGGACCCAUCGACAAGAUGAUGCAUCACCUGGGCAAGCAAACGGGUCGCUCCAAACUGCCCCACGAUCAUACCACCAUGCGAAUCGUUGACUUUUUUCUGGUUAACCAUCAAAUCUAUAGAUUCUUUCCCCACCUGAUGCGAAAUUUGGAAGAACGGGAUCGUAAGGUGUUGGCCGCCUUUCACUUCCUCCUUGAGAGUGCCCACACGCACCUGAAUCGAUCCUCACGCAGUGAGAUCACCAAGGAGCGCAAGCUGCAUGCCAUCUAUCACCAGAAUGUGGAUAUACAAAAGAAGAUUCUGGAACUAAAGUCUAGUCUGGCAUUUCAAAAGGUGGUUGGCAAGUGGAAGACGGCCGCUAAAGGUAUAUACCUGAUGAAGGUAGAGGAUGAUCUGGCCAACAAGAAGUGGCAGAAUAAUGUGGCGAUUCAAAAUGAGAUUGAAAAAUGCAAUCGCACUAUGCGCUUGUACCACAAGGGCAGCACCGACAGGCAGAAAGAGCUGGAGGAGCAGCUGAUUGCUGCCCGAGAAGCCUAUGAAACUAUGACCAAGAAGAACCUUCGUGAAGAGCAAGAUCUGAGGAAUGAAAAAAACAAGUUACUGCUGCAACUGCAAAGUCUUCUCAAGAAAUACGACACAACUCUGGGCGAGAAGAUGCGUGCCAAUAUCGCCAUGGAGGAUCAGUAUCUACUGGCCAAAAAGGUGCUCGAUGACUUUAUGGUACAGUUCCGGCAUGAGGAGCGGAUCUACAAGAACAUUGUAGUAAAACGCGAGGAGGAAGAGCGUCGUAUUCAACAGCAGAAGCUGGUGGUGUUCAUGAUGAACCGAGCGGCGGCCACGAUCCAGAAAUACUGGCGCAAAUGGAAGAAGGAUCAGCGCAAAAGGAACCGUCGUGCUGCCAAGGGCAAGGGCAAAAAGGGAAAGUAAUAAAAUAUAUACAUAAUAUCUUAUUACAUC